AUGCCACUUCUUGACGCAUCUGCCGAAGCUUUGCCCGACAUGUACCUCCAACGAGCCGCUACCAUCCUCGGAAUGACAGCCCAUGUGUUUGUUCGCAUGGAAGGAAACGAGCCUCUUACAUUGAAAUACGACAGUCAUAAUGAUAUACUACCGCCAUCGCUUGAGAUCCCGUGGACAAUAGUUUGCAGACGUCUUGGGCGACCAACCCCGGCUCUCACCUACGUGGACGGGGUGGUAGCCAAUUUUACAUCAACCAGCUUGUCACACAGUGCCGUGACGCUCGAAAACUUGAAUUUGCUUAUUCCAACUAUCGGCACCAAGGAAGAGCACGCAUUCGUUGGUAUUAUGAUUGAAAUAAACGCCAGGACUAUACCGAUUCUCCAUCAAAUAAUAGAGGCACAAAGAUCCGUCUUAGCGAAAGAUUCCUCUUCGCUCAAAGACGCAAUACGAAGUCUCCAUUCACUCUUAAAGCAAAUCACCUUGGCUCUCAGUAAGCUCAAUGCGAACCGAGCACACGAGACUCAUAUUGAUCCCGUCUUAUGGACUCUCACCGUAGGGAAUUUAGGAAUCCCUUGGGUGAAAGAUAUGGUUGGAGCGGCAGGCACAGCACAUCCAUUUUUUCACAUGAUGGAUGAAUUUACCGGACGAUUCGAAUAUCUCACUGGCAUCGGCCAAGAAACGCAAAUUGUCCGAGCCACAUAUCCUAUCCAUUGGCGGCAGUUUCUCGCGGCCAUAAAGGAAGUGUCAGUUACGGAAUACGUUGCUGCGUCCAAGGAUAGGGAAUUAACGGACCUCUGGAAAACCUUUACAUCCUCAUAUCACGGAAAUGAUGGCUUACUUGGAUUCCACCGGCGAAAGGUGUUCGGCUUCCUUGCUGUCUCAUUCAGGAUUGGUCGAAGUACAACCAUCAAUGGUCUUGGUCGCAAGCGCAGGACCGAGCCCUGGUACGAGGUCGAUCAAGAGUUGGAAAAAGCACGCCUGGAACGCAGAUGUGUUGACCCAGACGAACACACUCCGGAUACCAAACCAAGCUCAAAUAAGCUCUUCGUGUCUGAGCUCAUAAAACACAACUCGGAAGAGACCGGUUAUUGGUUCUCGGCCAAGGGGAGUGUAUACGACGCAAGCACAUUUAUGCAAAAGCAUCCAGGAGGGGAUACUGUGAUUGCGUUGUGCAGUGGCCAGGAAAUCACCGACAGUUUGAAGGCAGUCGGUCAUUUGACGAACUCUUCAAUCCGCAAUAAACUGGAAACCUAUCGGAUAGGAGCUCUUGAAAAGCCGAAAUUCGCUUCUUCUCUGACAGAAGAGGUUUACAUGGCCGCCGUUGAGCUUGGUCAAAAGGCAGCCGAGAUGGAAAAUGUGCACCGGAGAAAUUUCCAGUUGUUGAAUGGGAAACUCACCAUGCUGGACGAACCAGAGACUCUCACGCCUAAGAAGGCACGACACCUGCUUGAUGCAAAGAAUAGGCUUCGGGACGAGCAUGUUCCGGUAUUGGCGAUGCUUCUGGAUGUCCUACUCAAUAAUAUCGCUAAGUUGGACAAGAAGCUUGACUUGAGUGUCAGUCGUGCGCAAAUUGUCGGUCUUCUUGCGCCAGAAACAGACUCAGGCACUGCAACCCGCUUCUUGAGUUAUGGAAUGGCACUAGAUACGCUCCAGACAGACUUAGGUCGGUUGACUGAAGUCAAAGACCUUGUUGCGAUGGUGCUUGGAACCUUUGAAGAGCCUGGCUUCACAUAUUCCGGGCAAAGUCAGCUGGAAUCCACAGUGGCCUCCCUGCUCAACAUCACCAUCAUAGCCAUGGCCGCCUCUACCCCGUCCCUGCAGAAAAACCUCGUCUUCCUCUAUACAAUGAUGUUGAUGAAGCCAAACAGCCUAGAAGCAGCAGUCCAAGAUGUCUGGCAGACAAUCAUAGGCUCAUGGUUUUAUCCCUCUGAUGGCUACAAAUGGAGCAUCAAAGCUCCCAUACUCGCCAACAAUAAUCUACCCGAUGGGACUGUCAUCCAAGUUAUUCAAGUGUUUCAGAUACCUGCAGCGACAUUUGAGUGGAUUGAACACCCGAUAUUCAUAGUAUUAUGCAAGCGUCCAUCUAGUGACACUCCAUCACUAGAUUGGGAUGAUACUAUGCAAAGCGAGUUCCUUCAUCGCCUCUCAGAAAAUUCGAAUUCUGGGGGAACGGAAAGACUGUUUGGGGCUCUUGCUAUCGGCAAGAAAGUGAAGUUCUAUCGAUUUGACGGGAAAACGCAACCUAAUCAAAGACUGGCUCAGCUUCACCAGGAUACAAUCGAUUUGGAGAAGGCGAAUGGACCUGCACAAGUCGAGGGUAUGAUGAACUAUAUCAAGAUAAAUGCAUGGCUGUGGGUUACCGGCUAA
Messenger RNA from Penicillium expansum, 2367 nucleotides. Its product is annotated as Cytochrome b5. NCBI's taxonomy places the organism in Eukaryota, Fungi, Ascomycota, Eurotiomycetes, Eurotiales, Aspergillaceae. Gene Ontology annotation, cellular component: cytoplasm. Bases 1 to 2367 code for a protein of 788 amino acids. Gene Ontology annotation, molecular function: indoleamine 2,3-dioxygenase activity; heme binding; metal ion binding. Gene Ontology annotation, biological process: 'de novo' NAD+ biosynthetic process from L-tryptophan. The transcript is spliced from 2 exons. The record is from RefSeq and is a predicted model, not a curated record.